Messenger RNA from Camelina sativa (false flax), 673 nucleotides. The record is from RefSeq and is a predicted model, not a curated record. Lineage: Eukaryota; Viridiplantae; Streptophyta; Magnoliopsida; Brassicales; Brassicaceae.
AUAAAUGUUUCUACAGCAGUCGUAUGGAUAUUGGAGGUAAAUGUUUCUACAGCAGUCGCAUGGAUAUUGGAGGUAAAGCCAAAAGCAGAGCGUAUGAUCCGGCUAUCAAUAACCCGCCGAGUACCGAAAUUAAGCAGGCCUAUAUAAACGGAAAGGAAUCCCUCAUUCUUCCGUCUCUGGAAAAAUUAGGGUUUUUGCCUCUCUUAUCGCCGCCAAGCUCUUUUCUCCGGUCGCCGUCAGCCUUCGUCUACAGAAUGGAUUCUCAGAUUAAGCACGCUGUGGUGGUUAAGGUCAUGGGUAGGACGGGUUCAAGGGGUCAGGUCACUCAGGUUCGAGUCAAGUUCACUGAUUCUGAUCGUUACAUCAUGAGGAAUGUUAAAGGACCAGUGAGGGAAGGUGAUAUCUUAACCUUGCUAGAGUCUGAGAGAGAAGCCAGAAGACUCCGUUGAUUCUUCUUCUUCCUGCUACUCUACAAAGCGGAAUCAAGAAAACAUUUUGGCUAUUUGUCUUUUGCUUUCUCUGAUUGGAUUAGUGAUUAUGCUUUUGAGUAUGAAUUUUGUUGUUGCAAUUUAAGACAAUUGCUGGAUUUUUAAGUGUUCCUGGUUGUUUGUUAUUCCAAAUCUGUUACCUUUUCUCGAUUUGGUCAGAAAUGUGAUAAGACAUUGAUCACUCA